Messenger RNA from Sphaeroforma arctica JP610, 1327 nucleotides. RefSeq lists its product as hypothetical. The record is from RefSeq and is a predicted model, not a curated record. Lineage: Eukaryota; Ichthyosporea; Ichthyophonida. The coding region runs from base 74 to 1327 and encodes 417 amino acids. The transcript is spliced from 7 exons.
GGUUUAUUUUUUUCUCAUCCUACCCGUUUGUUCACACAGGCCAGUAUCGUUCGUAGAGACUGACCAUGGUCUGAUGGCUCUCAUUCACAAUGAAGAGGGUUACUGGUGGGGCGUGUCUGUGCUUAUCAGUGAAGCAGAUCAGUCAAUAGCAGAAUCACAGAAUACACUACAAACUCCAGCACCUGACAAUGACUCACCAAGCCCACAAGUUGUGGAGUGUAUGUCAAAUGCCCGACUGCGAAGAUUCCUUACGGAAGGACGGGAUAUGUUCAGACUAUUGCACGGGAAUAUGGAUGAUCUGUGUGCGAGGGAUGGGUUGCCUGGCUUGCGAGCGGUGCUUAAGUCUUUUUAUCUUACGUAUGUACGAAACAACGCGCUUGAUGACACUUCUGGCACCAAGUGCUUUGGUGGCGUAGAGAUUUUAAGCCUACCUUCAUGGCUGCAUAUGGACUGUAUCACAAUGGGCAGCGAGAUCGAGGCAGAGUUUCCGGAUGUGUACGGCUUGAUGAUCAUGUCUGAGAACACGCUACUGGAAACCAGUCUCCCCGCUGAAGUCACAGCAUUGAUUUACGAUCUCCUCACAUCAAAUCAAGUAGGCAUGCCGGUGACAACCGCAAAUGACAACUCGCGCACCUGGCGCUAUAUACUAGGGCCUUCGGAUCUCAUAUCGAGUGACGCUGCAUUAAAUCCGUUGAAAUUGUACGUCAGUGCGGACGUUCGGGAUGAUAGUUACUGCGAAGAAGACAUUAAAAACGCAGCAGAGGAUUCCGAUGUGCACAGCCGGCGUGCAAGUACGGAUGAUAUAGAGGUGUAUCUUGUGGUACUGCAGAAAACCCAUAUACGGCUGGCGCUCUUGAUACCGGAGGACCUUGCUUUUGAAUACGAUUUCUAUAUUCAUUUGGCGGCAAUUUCUGAGAAGUUUCUAGACGGUUUAUCAGCCUAUACCAGCAAAGGCUCUCUAGCACCUCCAAGCACGAAUUCCAGCAGUCUGAUGGCCGGAAAGGAUUUACUGUACUAUCAGGAUACCAUGCAUGUGGAAAGCACGCUGCCUGAUCUGCCUCCAACCACGCGCUCGGCAGCUAGACGUAGAGUGGCCGCUGGUUUAGUGAAGUCUCUGCGACUGUUCCAGGACUUGUUUGAGCUAUUGCACGUUGAUAAAUGCAAUUCUGAAAUUAAUGAGAUAAUGAUGAUGGAGAAUGAGCACUGGAUGGUUGGGAGGGUAGAUAAUAAUCGGAUCUUCCUCAUGAGUCCGAAAGAACGAGUGCAAACUUUAACCCAAGUAUCUGCUGAAGUAGACGAUUCGAUACUCACACGAGACAAGCCGUGA